GCGGUGAGCAGGAGCAUGAAUGGUCUUACUCUGACAGCGCAUCGAGUAACUCAUCUCUAUAUAAACCCUAGGUAGGGUUUUUGGUCGAGGGGUGAGACGAUAGGCAGGCAGACGGCGCAGGACUGUGAGGAAGUGAAAGGAUGUCUCACCGGAAGUUCGAGCACCCCAGGCAUGGGUCUCUUGGCUUUCUCCCGAGAAAGCGAGCUUCUCGUCAUAGAGGGAAAGUGAAGUCUUUCCCUAGGGAUGACCCAAGCAAGCCCUGCAAGCUCACAGCCUUCCUUGGGUACAAGGCUGGAAUGACGCACAUUGUCAGAGAAGUUGAAAAGCCUGGAUCGAAGCUUCACAAGAAGGAGACAUGUGAAGCUGUGACAAUCGUAGAAACUCCACCGAUGAUUGUUGUUGGGGUGGUGGCUUAUGUGAAAACGCCUCGUGGCCUUCGUUCUUUGAACACUGUUUGGGCUCAACAUCUUAGUGAGGAGCUGAGGAGGAGAUUCUAUAAGAACUGGUGCAAAUCCAAGAAGAAGGCCUUUACGAAGUAUUCGAAGAAAUAUGAAAGUGAGGAAGGAAAGAAAGACAUUCAGUCACAACUAGAGAAAAUGAAGAAGUACGCAUCUGUUAUUCGUGUUUUGGCUCACACCCAGAUAAAGAAGAUGAAGGGUUUGAAACAGAAAAAGGCACACUUGAUGGAGAUUCAGGUAAAUGGUGGGACGAUUGCGCAGAAGGUGGACUUUGCUUAUGGCUUCUUUGAGAAGCAAAUCCCUAUCGAUGCUGUUUUCCAGAAAGAUGAAAUGAUUGACAUUAUUGGGGUGACUAAGGGUAAAGGUUAUGAAGGUGUGGUCACUCGUUGGGGUGUAACUCGCCUGCCUCGUAAGACCCACAGAGGUCUGAGGAAGGUGGCCUGUAUUGGUGCCUGGCAUCCUGCCAGGGUCUCCUUCACAGUUGCUAGGGCUGGCCAGAAUGGGUAUCACCAUCGUACCGAAAUGAACAAGAAGAUCUACAAGCUUGGGAAGGCAGGGCAGGAGUCCCAUACAGCUGUCACAGAAUUUGACAGGACGGACAAGGAUAUAACUCCCAUGGGAGGGUUCCCUCACUAUGGUGUGGUGAAGGAUGAUUAUCUUCUUAUCAAGGGCUGCUGUGUGGGGCCCAAAAAGAGGGUGGUUACGCUUCGCCAGUCCCUGCUGAAGCAGACUUCCCGUGUUGCUCUUGAGGAUAUCAAGCUCAAAUUCAUUGACACAUCCUCAAAAUUCGGUCACGGCCGUUUCCAGACCACUCAGGAGAAGCAGAAGUUCUAUGGACGCCUCAAGGCUUAGACUCUUUUCAAGAAAUCUUCAAUGCGUUUGGGAGGUAGGUAGUUAUCUAAUCUUGCGAGGAAUUUUGGUGAAUUGUUGCCCUUUUUUAUGCUUUUUAUUAUUGAGACCAGUGCUUUAGUGGCACCAACAGUACCGUCGUAUCGUUUUUUGAGAAACGUUAUUAUAUGAGAAAUCUGGAAUGGAGGGUUGCGACUUUUGAAUACCAUUUUAGCCUCUGAAAUGCCUACUUGGAGGCACAGUCUGUGAUGGUUGUUUAUUUGAGAAACCUACUUACUGGAAUUUUGGAAUGGACGGUUGAGAAUGACUCCACCACU
Molecule: messenger RNA, 1624 nt
Organism: Magnolia sinica
Lineage: Eukaryota; Viridiplantae; Streptophyta; Magnoliopsida; Magnoliales; Magnoliaceae
Product: large ribosomal subunit protein uL3
Exons: 6
Coding region: 141-1310 (389 amino acids)
Biological process (GO): ribosomal large subunit assembly; translation
Cellular component (GO): cytosolic large ribosomal subunit; ribosome
Molecular function (GO): structural constituent of ribosome; RNA binding
Source: RefSeq, a predicted model, not a curated record